Molecule: messenger RNA, 1293 nt
Organism: Enterobius vermicularis (human pinworm)
Lineage: Eukaryota; Metazoa; Nematoda; Chromadorea; Rhabditida; Oxyuridae
Source: the annotation of a GenBank genome assembly
AUGUUUUCGGAGAUACUGACUGUGUUAGUCCUAUUUCAUUUUUACACUAUUGGUACCACACAGCGUUCGACUUGGUUGAUUCAGUUUGGCGCAGUUGUUAGGAGGUUUGGUUUGGGUUGGGUUGGUCAUUGGAUCGUGUUUGCUCUCCAGUAUUCUCUUUCGGACGGUCGAUUAGCCCGAGAGCUCAUUCAUGGAGAGAUAAUAACGACUUGGUUCACUUUGAUCGAACAUAUAUUCGACUACUCAUGCACUAUUGGUAUUUCUAAUCGUGCAACAUCUGUGGUAUUAUUUGUUGUGCGUACGAUUAAAAUUACUUGUCGGAUUUAUUUGCUUGUCACUUCGCACCAGGCAACUUUUGAAGGCCGCUUUGAACGAAUAAAAACGGCAUGCAGACAGAAUCCACAGCUUCGCAUCUGUGGAACACUGCAGAAACCUAACUUCGAUAGGGGCGAUUUUUUUGCUGAGGAAGAAGAAGAUGAAGACGUUUCCAAAGAAAAACAAGAGGAUCAGGAAACUGUUGGGUUGAAAAGGUAUAUUGUUGAAACACCAUUUGCCGAUGCAACUCCUAAGAGUGCUGAGGAGGAGGAAACUGGAAAUAAAGGAGAAGGGAGGCCGCUAUUCAAGGAAGUGGAUAUUAACGCCAACAAAAACGCAAAAGCUUCUGGACAGUUUGACUUAGAUGAGAAGAUGGCCGACUUUUUGAAGCAAGAGGAACAGUCUAAAAGCGGAACGAGAAGUUCACGAAAUGAAGAGGAAUCCAGAAGCCAAACUAAAAAUCCGUGGAACGAAGAUGAAUCUAGAACGGGAACUAAAAAUCGUUGGGACGAUAACUCGCCUGAAAGCAGAAUUAGAAGUUUGAAGAAUGAGGUGUUUGAGUUUGGCGGACAAGUCGAUGGGUCUGAAGCCGAGUUUUGUAAAAAUUAUUCUCAGUCUUGUGAAAUUACACAGAUUGUUAUACCAGUGAUUACUUACUGUAGACGAUAUUACAAGCAUUUUGCGAAGUUCUGUGGCGAUCCAGAAAAUGUCACUGAUAAGAUAAGCAGUUUCUGCUUUGCAUUCGCUAAAUUUUGCCUUCCUGCGGAUAACGAAACGAAUGACCAAUUACAGCCGACACGCACUGGUCGCACCGCUAGUGUUUUACAAGAGCCGUCUUCCGACUUGAAGAGAUGUGAAGAUGUAGUUGAUGAAGCACGCAAAGUAUGUAAUCCCUUUCCGUCACCCAAAGACCGUUUCAAUACUUACAGAUGCAAACAGUUUUUGUCGCACUGUAAGAAGUACGUGGAUUGGAUUUAA